AUGGCUGCCCCAAGAGAUCUGGAUAUUGAAAGUGACUACGGCUCUGACAUUUCUCCAGAGGAGGAGUUGCUUCUCAUGAGACUUUGUGCAAAAUACAGCCAAGCCGCAGAGGGCUCUGCCCAUCCCCUACGCCGCACUGAACCCGACGACAGUUCCAAUGUAUACAUACUCCCUGGUCGCGCGAAUAUCAUCCACCAUGAGAACCUUACGGCCGCUGAGGGCAGUGGCAUGUCCACGUCUUUUUCAGUCAUGCAACCGAACCGCGUCGAGUCGCUCGACGCGGAUGUCACCUAUCCCGACUUAAGUCGGGAAUUAGCUGGAAUUUCUGACAAUGGACAUAAUGCUUGUAAGACGCUGGAUGAAAGGGGUGCGGAAUCUGAGGAGUUUGAGGAUGAUUGCUCUCCUCUUCAAAUGUUCCGUUCAUAUCCCCGGAAGCCAUUGAGUGUUACCGACCUUACAGCUGGAGCCUGGUGCGAACUGCAAUACUGGUAUACGCUCACAAGGCUCCCUGGCGGUCGACGGACGUUGACCCCUGCCAUGAAAGGAGGCUCGAUAAUCCACAGGAAGCUUCAGGAUGAAGUACACACCGCAAUCCAGAUCGACGUCUCGACAAAAGAGGAUGGCUUCGCACUGAGAAUGUGGAACUUCAUUCAAGGUCUGAGGACCUUGCGUGAAACAGGUAUAACCCGGGAGUUGGAGGUUUGGGGAAUGGUCAACGGCAACUUCGUGAUCGGAGUGAUCGACGAACUGACCCACGAAAAUCCAAAUGCAGAAUUUGAAAACGACCUCACGGGAAAGUCAAUUCCCGCUCCGAAUCAAAUUCCUUUAAAUAGUUAUUUAACAUCCAAUGGAACACCCACUGAUGCGCUUCCGCCGCCCAAGGUGUACCUCACCGAUGUUAAGACGAGAGGGAAUCGAUCUCCUGUGUCAAAGGCCUUGCUGCGACCUGCAAAGAUACAAUUAUGGCUCUACCAUCGAUUUCUAUCAGACAUCGCUGCUGGAAGGCUUGACUUUGUCAAGUUGUUUCGACGUUACGGACUCGACCCUGAUGAAACGUUCUCUGAUGGUUUUAUUGCUCAGGUGGGAGGCCUCUAUGGUGAGAUCUUCCAUGAUAUGCCAUCACGGAACGUAUCCUGUUGUCACGAACAUGUGACCCAGGACGCGAAGAGCCGUGGCCCCGGGCCGCUAUUAAAGUACCAGACACUCCGAGAACUACUACUGCUCGUGGAAAAGGAAGUGGAGCUCACAUUUCCAGAGGGGCAGAAAUCUUUGGGCCUGAUGCUCCGGCUCCAGUACAUCCACCGCGACGAUGGGGAAGAAAUAGACGUUCACGAUUUUCCUGUCUCCAGUCAGGCCCUGGAUGGGUAUCUUGAACGAUAUAUGGCAUGGUGGCAGGGAGAACGAAAAGCGAGUGGCGUCGAUAUAGAAGAAGCCUUCAAGUGUCACCUGCUGGGGAAGCGAAAGCUCUCCAACGAGGAGUCUCCACCCAACAUUAAGAGGAUUAUGAUGGGCACCAAACUUCUCGAGGUCGAUCACGCGACCAGGAUGCAGGUAGACGAAUCGGUUGUUGGCCAACCCGAAAUCGAUGAAUCCCUUUACAGUCGACAGCUCUACGUCCUCGGCCACGAGGCCAUGAAGCGUAUGGGUGCCUCGAAUGUCCUUGUCAUUGGUCUGAAGGGUCUCGGUGUCGAGAUUGCCAAGAAUAUCGCUCUCGCAGGUGUGAAGAGCCUGACGCUAUACGACCCUGCACCUGUUCACAUGUCCGACCUGUCUGCCCAGUUCUUCCUUACCCCAGCAGACGUUGGCAUCCCCAGGCACGAUGCGACCGCGCCGCGAGUAGCCGAACUCAAUGCUUACACUCCCGUGAAGAUACACAAAUCAUCUGGCCUGGAUGCCGACCUCUCUCAGUUCGACGACUACCAGGUCGUCGUCCUGACCAACACCCCUCUCCAGUCUCAAAAGAGCAUUGGCAAUUAUUGCCACUCCAAGGGUAUCUACGUCGUAGUGGCAGACACUUUCGGAUUGUUCGGUUCGAUUUUCUGCGAUUUUGGCGAGAACUUCACGGUGACUGAUCCGACCGGGGAGACACCCUUGAGUGGUAUCGUUGCUGGAAUCGACGAGGAGGGCCUUGUGUCGGCAUUAGAUGAAACCCGACAUGGUUUGGAAGAUGGUGACUAUGUUACAUUUUCCGAGAUUGAAGGAAUGGAAGGUUUGAAUGGCGCGGAGCCUCGAAAGAUCACCGUGAAGGGGCCUUACACAUUCUCGAUCGGCGACGUGACCGGUUUUGGCCAGUAUAAACGGGGCGGCAUGUACCAGCAAGUCAAAAUGCCGGAGCCGAUCGUCUUCAAAGAUUUCACCGCAUCUCUCAAAGAGCCCGAGUUCGUCGUGUCGGACUAUGCCAAAUUUGACCGACCUCAGCAGCUUCACGUCGGCUUCCAAGCUCUUCACGCCUUCCAACUUUCAAAGGGCCGCCUUCCAAAACCAAUGGAUGAUGAAGAUGCUGCAGUUCUUCUUGGCGCUGCAAAGCUAUUUGUGAAGGAAGAGAACUUGGAAGUUGAACUAGAUGAGAAGUUACUGAAGGAGCUUAGUUAUCAGGCACAAGGCGACUUGAGUCCUAUGGCUGCUUUUUUUGGAGGUAUUGCUGCGCAGGAAGUCCUCAAGGCCGUGUCUGGCAAGUUUCAACCCAUCAAACAGUGGAUGUACUUUGAUUCUCUUGAGUCACUUCCCACGUCGACAAAGCGCAGCCCCGAACUUUGCAGACCACUCGGUUCUCGAUACGAUGGCCAAAUCGCGGUGUUUGGUAGAGAAUACCAGGAGAAGAUUGCAAACUUGACCCAGUUCCUUGUUGGGGCUGGCGCCAUCGGUUGUGAAAUGCUUAAGAACUGGGCGAUGAUGGGCCUAGGUACUGGACCUAAAGGUAAGAUUUUUGUUACUGAUAUGGAUUCCAUUGAAAGGAGCAAUUUGAACCGCCAGUUUCUAUUCCGUGCCAAUGACGUCGGCAACAUGAAGAGCGACUGCGCCGCCAAAGCUGUGCAGCGAAUGAAUCCAGACCUUGUUGGUCACAUUGUGACCUUCAAGGACCGGGUCGGCCCCGACACGGAGGGCACUUUCAGUGAGACUUUCUGGAAUGGACUGGAUGGUGUUACGAACGCGCUGGACAAUGUCGAGGCCAGGACGUACGUUGACCGACGCUGUGUGUUUUUCCGCAAGCCCCUCCUUGAGAGCGGCACACUUGGAACCAAGGGAAAUACUCAGGUUGUUCUGCCUCAUAUUACCGAGUCCUAUUCUUCGUCCCAAGAUCCACCUGAGAAGGAAUUCCCCAUGUGCACUAUUCGAAGCUUUCCCAACAGAAUCGAGCACUCUAUCGCUUGGGCCAAGGAGUACAUGUUUGAAAAAUGCUUCGUCAAAGCACCUCAAACGGUCAACUUGUACCUGACACAACCCAACUUCAUGGAGACCACCCUCAAACAGGGUGGUAAUCAGAAAGAGACACUGGAAAUUAUCCGUAAUUACCUCACCACAGAACGACCCCGUACCUUUGAAGAUUGUAUUGCAUGGGCAAGAAUGCAGUUCGAGACCGAGUUUAACAACAAGAUCCAGCAAUUACUGUACAACUUCCCCAAGGACUCUGAAACUUCGAGCGGAACACCGUUUUGGUCUGGCCCAAAGCGCGCACCCGACGCCCUCAAGUUUGAUCCAAACAACCCGACUCAUUUCGGGUUCGUGGUUGCUGCUGCCAAUCUUCAUGCCUUCAACUUCAACAUCAAGACGCUCGGAAUCGACGAGUCCAUCUACCUGCGUGAACUGGAAAAUGCGAUUGUUCCUGACUUCACCCCCGACGCUAAUGUCAAAAUCCAGGCAGAUGAUAAGGAACCAGACCCCAAUGCUGAUGGAAACGAAGAUGAGGACGAGCUUCAGAAGAUUAUUUCUAGCAUUCCUCCGCCAAGCACGCUGUCUGGUUUCCAGCUGCAGCCAGUCGAAUUUGAAAAGGACGACGAUUCCAAUCACCAUAUCGACUUCAUCACAGCAUGCAGCAACCUGCGCGCCGAGAACUACAAGAUCGAGCCAGCUGAUCGGCACAAAACGAAAUUCAUCGCCGGAAAGAUCAUCCCGGCCAUCGCUACGACCACUGCACUUGUGACUGGGCUGGUAGCCAUGGAGCUAUACAAGGUCGUUGACGGCAAGAAGGAUAUCGAGCAGUACAAAAACGGAUUUAUUAACCUUGCUCUGCCAUUCUUUGGCUUCAGUGAGCCCAUUGCCAGCCCCAAGGUCGUGUACAAGGGACCAGAGGGCAAAGUGACCCUGGACAAGAUCUGGGAUCGAUUCGAGAUUGGUGACGUGACUUUGCAGGAGCUCUUGGAUCAUUUCAAGGCAAAGGGCCUGACAAUUGUCAUGCUUAGCUCCGGAGUUAGUCUGCUCUAUGCCAGUUUCCAUGCCCCAGCGAAGAUGAAGGAACGCAUGGGCUGGAAGCUCAGCCAACUCGUGGAGAACAUUUCAAAGAAGCGAAUACCUGAACACCAGAAGGAGGUUAUCUUCGAAAUGGUGGCUGAGGACAUGGAUGAGGAGGAUGCAGAGGUUCCUUACAUCAAGGUCAGGGUGCGAUAA
Metarhizium album ARSEF 1941 is the source of this 4605-nucleotide messenger RNA. Its product is annotated as ubiquitin-activating enzyme E1 1. NCBI's taxonomy places the organism in Eukaryota, Fungi, Ascomycota, Sordariomycetes, Hypocreales, Clavicipitaceae. Gene Ontology annotation, biological process: protein sumoylation. Gene Ontology annotation, molecular function: single-stranded DNA 5'-3' DNA exonuclease activity; SUMO activating enzyme activity. Gene Ontology annotation, cellular component: SUMO activating enzyme complex; cytoplasm. The record is from RefSeq and is a predicted model, not a curated record. Bases 1 to 4605 code for a protein of 1534 amino acids. The transcript is spliced from 6 exons.